CACUUAAGAUUUCUGAUAUAAUUAUCAGGGGUUCCUAAACAACCCCCUGUGUGGUGAAAUGGUACAUCCCUCAACAACGAGGGCGGUGACGGGAAAUCUGUGAGUCCGUUGCAGUUGCGACAGCGGUGCGUGCGAACGGUGGUGAGCUUCGGCAGGAGCGAUGUACGGACUCACGGCAACACGGACCGGUACUGCUGACAGGACCAUGGCGACAACAAAGUAGAGGACCAAGAUUCUUAGCUGGAGAUAGUAGAGACACUUGGAGGAGCAUCUUAGAACCUCCUGGUGUAGGGUCGAUUAGCCACUACGACAGUUCUAGACUGUUCUGUUGUGCUACAGUUGUCACUGUUACCGUUUCCGUGAGGUGAGAGAGAAUCACAGAGUUGACAUGGCCGAGCAGCAGGAGGACCACCUGGACAGUCCCCACAAGCCUCCAUCCCGCCGCGGGUCGCACCGAGGGUCCUCCCAGCAGCUGGAGGUGCCCCACGGGCACCCGGCGCGCCGCUCGCUCUUCCGCAGACGGAGGCGCAACUCCAAGGUGAGCUUAGAGUACCGGAAAGUACCCCAAUGGGCGGCCUGUGGAGUGCCUUGCUACGUGAUUUGUCCCAUUGUUGGCGGGUUCCUGUUCCUGGCAGUCGGAGGAAGUUUCAUUGGUGUUGCCAUUACUCUGGUGGGUAAGAAUGGGUUCUUCCCCACCGUCAUCACCGGACCUCUCAUGAUCUUGAUAGGCCUGGUACUGUUGUCCACCGGUAUCGCCUGGUGCCGGAAGGAGCGUAGAAAUAGGGCGAACACCGACCGGGCGGCGACCGGCGGCGACGAGGAGGACGGAGCUGCUCAGCCCAACGGCUCGCCCCAGUCCCCGGCAGCGGAGCAGGCCGUGCCUCUGGUUCGUGUUUCCCCCGGAGACAAGCCUUCCGAACCCGCCAACCCUGAUGACGUCAUCAUCGCCGACCCGAACAGCCCCAAGCCUGACCCCAGCCCAGCCAGUAACGAAGCACCAGAUGGAGAGGUGCCUUACGCUGACAACCCUGAGUCUGUAGAGGCCUCCCAGCAGCCUGCCGACGGCCCCAAAGACAACCCCGGAGAGAGCGCCGAGGAGCCGCCCCCCUACAACAACGAGGCGGAGAAAACCAACUCGUAAGAUGUGGGGAAAGUGGAGUCCCAACCAAACACCGAAUUUAUAUCUAAGAAGAACGGCAUCAAAUAUUGAAACGCACCCUGGGCGUGUGAAAAAGAGACGGACUCGGAUGCUGAUAAUGUCUUGAUGGUGUGCUGGAUUCUUGUAAAAUGGCGGUCAAUCCAAAUAUAUGUCCUUCUAGUCCUGUAUUUGGGUGGCUUCAGUCUUUGAACGAGCACUUCCUGCACCAGUUUUUCUUACUGCACUUUUGUGUGAGAUAAUGUGACGUGUAUGACGUCAACUGCACCGGACUUGUGGACCCUUUGGUGAGCACUAUAUUUACCCAAGACAAUGCGUACUGUAUAUCCUGAGCGGAAAGCGGCACUGAAAUGCGUACUUUGUUUACAAUGAUCAGCUAUCGUCAGACUCUUGCAGGAAUAUGCAUAUGACAAAUGCUAUGGAAGGACGCGAAGCUGAUUACAAAUAUGCCUUGAGUUAUUUUUCCACUUUUAAGACUAGAAAGAAAAUGACUUAUAAUAUGCUGAUGCACAUAUCAAACACAGCAUAGGGAACUAACUUUCCUUUCAGUUUCCCGGAUGUUGGCAUGGGAGAGUUAUGAUUAGGGUCAACUCUCGUGCCCAGAGCAGUAAGGUCCAUGAAGUGGAGGAUGUCGGUUUGACGCAGAAUCGAUGAAUUUUCAUCUACAUGCCUGACUUUACAGGCAAUGGUAUUGUGUAUAUCAAUGACUCAUGAAUUAUAGAGGGGCCAGCACUUUGUGUGGCCUCCCUUCCACCGAUUCCCGGGGUAUAGCGCAUGCAUGAUUGAUUUGACCUAAUGUCAAAAGUCUAUCAAAAGCGAUGCGAUCAGGAGGGAGCAUCUGGGUUGGUGGAUACAGCGAAUAUUAACAAUGGAAAUUCAGUAGGAGUAGGGUACAAGUUCCGAAAAGCAAUGAGUAACCAAUGAUAGCGCAGUAAAUGGACAUGUAUGAGAACUGAUCCUUCGUGAAGCAUAUACAUGAAAUAUUUUGGAGGAGUCGACAGUGAGGGAGGUGGAAGGGAGGUGAACACAAUACCUUUAAUAGUUUGUCACGACCUGUGCCCAUCACUGCCAAAAAGGCAACAGUCUUCCGAGUCAUCAUUUAUUUAGAUCUAUAAUACACUAGCGUACUACAACUACGAUAGCUGGAAUUAAGAAAUUAUGAAGGCCUGGCUCUGUAAAAAUAAGCACUUUGAUACAACAAUAUACAUACAUAGUGGAUAUUCUUAGCUGUUCACACAUUAUACCACAAUAUCACAAUGAAUUAUAGAAUAACAAGAAGGAAUUGCAUGCUACUAUGAUAAUCCGAAUUGCCUUAAUAUCAGAACCAUUUAAUCGAGUGGGUUGGAAAUAGGGUCCGGAACAUCAAUGUCAUUACUAUCUUUACCAGGCGGAGGACUCUCCCGAUAGUAUGUGUGAGCUGCCGCUGGAGUUGGACGUGAUAAAAGCAUGUAUUCCUUCCCAUGGAAUGGAAAGCCAGCAUAACAAACUACCAUGAAUGUAUCACUCUGAAUGUGUUGAGAAUUGUUCACUGCACCAGGAAGGGGUAGGCAGCUGUGGAUCGGACAUUGGACUGAGCUGGUCAUAAGAACAGUACAUGACUCAGAUGUUCUACUGUUUCCCAACACAGUUUUGUAUUGUUUUCUACUUUCGGUAUAUUGUCUAUCACUGGUGAAAAUCACCACUAUAAUCCUUGAUAUGAUCAUUAUCUCGAAAGUGACCACGAAGAAACAAUGACAUUAUUUGAAUGUUUGUAAGAAAACACGGUGAUGACGUGGCGCAAUGCUGUACGGUAAAUAAUGAAAUAAAUGUCAGCACACCA
Messenger RNA from Branchiostoma floridae (Florida lancelet), 2975 nucleotides. RefSeq lists its product as uncharacterized. Bases 389 to 1141 code for a protein of 250 amino acids. The record is from RefSeq and is a predicted model, not a curated record. The transcript is spliced from 2 exons. Lineage: Eukaryota; Metazoa; Chordata; Leptocardii; Amphioxiformes; Branchiostomatidae.